Molecule: messenger RNA, 840 nt
Organism: Xylona heveae TC161
Lineage: Eukaryota; Fungi; Ascomycota; Xylonomycetes; Xylonales; Xylonaceae
Exons: 3
Coding region: 1-840 (279 amino acids)
Molecular function (GO): protein binding
Source: RefSeq, a predicted model, not a curated record
AUGUUUGGCCGAAAGACAGGGGGAACCAGCGAGUCCGGUAGCUUUUCCAAGCAUCCUUCGGGCAAAGUGUCGUUCAAAGCUCGAAGGUCUUUUCGAAGCCAUGUCGGUGGGAGGCGUGCAGAGAAGCCACCCAAGAAUCCACCAUCUCAUAGCAGUGCUUCAGGAGAUUCCAUCGUAGCUCUCAAUGUCGGUCCCGAGCGACGCCUCUUCGCCGCUCACGAGGAAAUCCUGGUCUCCUCGCCAUUCUUUGCUUCGUGGUGUCGAGGCCAGUCAGCCUCGCUGUUAAAGAACACGAAUGCGAUGGCAAAACAAAUGGACUUGCCGGACGAAGAUCCCGAAAUCUUCUCUGCCGUCCUCGAAUAUCUCUACAAAGGCGACUACUAUCCCCGCUUAGAAUACAAUGAGCGUAAACACACUUGGCAACUUGAAAAUUCAUCGGGCAAUGUCCAUGUGGAGGGCAAUGAGGAAAAUAUAGUGGAGCCUGUGAUAUAUCACCAUGGAUCAGAGGGUGUGGUGUCAGUGUUGAAAGAGACUGCUAUUUACUGUGCUGCCGAGAGAUUUGGCUUGGAAGGCCUAAAGCAACUUGCCUUGCGCAAGCAGGGCUUACAAUACGGAGUCUCGUGCAGCACCAUCCUCACUAGUGCUCGCUAUGCCUACGCGCAUACGCCUGACACGGACUCGAAACUUCGAGCACAUUACAUUGCCCUCAUCAUUCGCUCGCGCUCGACUUUCAAACGAAGCGGGACGAUGCAAAUGGAAAUGGAUAUGGGCGGGAAGCUCUUCUUCGAUCUCUUCGUGGCCAUGUGUAAUCACAUGGACGAUCUAGUUUCCAUGAGGUAG